This is a messenger RNA of Panonychus citri (citrus red mite), 3578 nucleotides long. RefSeq names its product protein kinase C-binding protein 1-like. Bases 362 to 3022 code for a protein of 886 amino acids. Gene Ontology annotation, molecular function: protein binding. Lineage: Eukaryota; Metazoa; Arthropoda; Arachnida; Trombidiformes; Tetranychidae. The transcript has 5 exons. The record is from RefSeq and is a predicted model, not a curated record.
CAAAUCCCAGUUUUGUUUUCUCUCUUUUUUUCAUCCAAUUUGCUGUUAUUAUCCAGGAGAAGUUUUCUAACUACAUUAGUGUUAAAGAUUAAUGAUUAACCCAAGACAAGAGAGAGAAAGAGAGAGAGAGAGAGAAAAGGAGAAAGUGAUAUUUUAUCCAAUCUCUCAGAGUACAACAAAUACAAUUAGCUACCAAAAGCUAAACCCAAAAGCUUGUUAAUAGUAAAGCUACUCUAUAGGCCUUCCAUUUUUUGUUUCUUCUUUGAUGAUUAACUAUUAAUCUGUUUUACUUUCUUUUAUAUAUUAAUCCUUUAUUUUCCCUCCUUCUUUAUCUUAUCUUAAACUUCAGUACCAUUAAAAUAUGGCCACUUCUCAAGAAGAUAUUUAUUCGGACUCUAGUGACUCCAAUCAGAUGAAAAUUGUUGAACCUUCUAAUGAGGUUGACCCAUCACCACAACCACAACCACAACCACCACCACCACUCCCACCUACAAAUAUUACUACUGCUGCUUCUUUGACAUCUACUGAUCUUCCUUCUCAUUCAUCUUCACCACAAACACCAUCUUCACCAUCAUCUUCUCAAAUUUUAAAUGUAUCCACACCUGAAGAUUCAACAAUUAAUAGCUUAACAACAACUACCACCGAUCAUCAACCACAACAACAACAAGAGUUAACUGUUCCAGAAUCAAUUCUCGUUAUUCAAUCUGAGGAAACAAGUGUUACCAAUAUUGGAAUUAACAACAGCUCAAUAAUCCCUGAAUCUAUAACCAAAAUCGACGAUCAACCUACUAAACCUAUGACUGACAAUUCUGUUGUUGUUGCAAAAGAAAUUGAAAUGAAAGUUGAUACCGAGAAUGGUUUAAUCUCUAAUCACGAUAAUUCAACUGAAAGUGAAAUGAUAGCUCCUAUUGUCCAACCUAAAAGUCAGGGUAAAAAGCGUUCUAUUGAUGAAGUGACGCGUGAUCCUCAUGAGAAAACCUCUGAAAGUGAACAUAAAAGACUAGUCACAAAUCAAUCUUCUAAAAAUGAAAAGAAAAAUCAUCACCAAAAAGAUGAUUAUUGUUGGUUAUGUCAUAAAGAGAAAAGCAAUAUUAGUUGUAAAUCAUGUCCACGAACUUAUCACCUGAAAUGUUUACCAACCGAAAAUUCUGGUCUAAAUGAUUCCUCUGAGUCAAAUAAAAAUGGUGCUAACAAUACAAAUUGGAUUUGUAUUGAAUGCUCUGCAAUCAUGAAAACAGAUGCAACCUCGAAAAGUCCAGUUUUAAGUCAAUUGAGUCCCCAUGAGCUUUCCGAGUUACUCAUGUUUGCUGUACAAACUAUUAAGGCGAGUGCCGAUAGAUCAUUUCAUCAACCCGUCGCACAAGACGCUUUUCCAGAUUAUCGACAUUUUGUCGUCCAUCCAAUGGAUUUUAGUACAAUCGAGAGAAAUAUUCGCUCUAAAUCUUAUGGUUCUACCGAUGCCUUGAUGGCUGACAUCAAAUAUAUCGUCCAUAAUUGUUAUAUUUACAAUUCACCUAAUCACCCGUUAACCAAGAAUGCCAAUUAUUUUAUGAAAGUUGCAAGAAAUGAGAUGCAAGAGAUUGAAAUAUGUCCGAAUUGUUUCCGUAAUUUUUACACACUUAAGGAUAAAGAAUGGUUUGCAGAACCAUGUGCACGGCCUCACAUACUUGUCUAUGCCAAGAUGCGAGGUUAUCCGCCUUGGCCUGCAAAAGUUGUUCGUUAUGACAAAGACAAGAACGAAGUUGAUGUUAGAUUUUUUGGAGCUCAUGAUAGAUCCUGGGUUCCCGUUGACUCAUGUAAUCUUAUAACUAAACCAAACACGGCUUCUAACAAGAGCUCAAAGGGAUCAGGAAAAGGUCAAAAGAAUAGUAAAUACGAUUCUGCCCUUGCCGAGCUUGCUUUCCAUGUUAAAAGAUUAAAUGAAUUAUUCCCACUUAAAUUUCAUUAUGCCAAACCAAAACAACCAAUUGAUGUAACUAAACUUUUCAUCUGUGACGGUGUUGAAAGUGAAGAAAUCACUGAAAUGGAUGAUGACAGAGAUUCUGAUCUAAAUGAGGAUAAGCUUAUCAUCGAUGAAACUGGUGAUGAUCAAGAAUCAACGGUAAAUGAAAGCAUCGAGCAAAAAGUUAUUAAACCUGAAAAAAUGGACAUAUCAAGUGAUUCACUUUUAGCACAACCAACGGAAACCGAGAAAACAAUUAAAUCGGAAACAGGGAUACCCAAACUGACAAUACCAAAGUCUAUUAAGAUUCCACUUCGUUCACCUCAAGUUCAACAACAAGCCACACCACCGCCAUCAUCAACACCAUCACACACAAUCAAUACAUCACCCAAAAAAGAGGAAACACCAAAAUCAUCCAAGAAAAAGGGAGCAAAUAAAACGAAAAAGGAAAAAGAAAAGGAGAAAGAAAAAGAAAAAGAAAAAAUCAAAGUAGAAAACGAAAAGAUUACAACUCCAACAUCGAAUAAAAAAUCUGACACCAAGAAGAAAACAAUAGUCAAACCAAUUAUCGAGGAAGAGGCACACAAAAAACUUUUGGACGAACUUGAAACUCUUAAAAAGAAAUGCGAUCACGAGAAAAUGAUGCACCGAGAGCAACUUAAAGAAAUUGAACAUAAUCACAAUUUAAAAAUAAGAGAGAUGAGAGACUCUUGGCAAUCAGAGAACGAGAAAAUAGUUAAAUCAUUAACUGCGACAUUGGAUGAAAAGUAUCGAAAAGAAAUUGAAGAAACAAAAAAGAAACUCUGGUGUUCAGAAUGUCUAAAAGAGGCCAUGUACUUCUGCUGUUGGAAUACAUCUUAUUGUAGUCUUGAUUGUCAAAAAGCUCAGUGGCCUAAACACGCUGCUAAAUGUCAACAACAAUCACAUUGGCAACAAACAAAUUCCCAAUCAUCAGUAAAUCCACCACAACAACAACAAACACAACAGACACAGCAAACACAACAACAAUUACAACCGCAACUACAGUCACACAAUAACAAUACAACAUCUUAUAGCUCAACUGUUAACCAACAAGCUUGAUUAUAAGAUGUCAUCUUUUAAACAAUCAAACAGCAUUUAUCAAAACUUAAUUGUCAUCUUAAUUCAUUGCAUGGUUUAUAAUUAUUGGAAAAACAAAGAAAAAAUUUAAAGGAACAUUAUUCAAGCAACAAUUAAUCAUUAUCACUGGUCCCUCUUUUUAGUGUCAUCAACACUCAAUCACCAUCACAACAACAACAACAACCACAACUUUCAAGCCUGACUUUCAAUUUUUGCCUUAAUUUUGUUUGGAAAUCAUUUUUUUCACCUUAAUCCCUUUUUUUGAACCAAUGACCAUUUGUUAAUCACCUUUCCCUCCCCCUAAUUAAUCCUAAUCCACAAACAGACAAAAAAAAACAAAAUUACAAUCAAUAUAUAUUACAUAUUGUUAUUUAUAUGGUUAAUUGUUUUAACUUUUGUGGAUCAAUUGAUUAAUACAAUUACAAAAAAUGAAAAAAAGCAAAACUAAACAAUUAUCAACAAUGGUGAUCACAAUUAUAUUAACAUAUAUAAAUAUAUAAAUAUAUUAGAAUGAUUAAAAAGUAAUUGAUGAAAAUUA